Molecule: messenger RNA, 697 nt
Organism: Mixia osmundae IAM 14324
Lineage: Eukaryota; Fungi; Basidiomycota; Mixiomycetes; Mixiales; Mixiaceae
Exons: 1
Coding region: 158-529 (123 amino acids)
Source: RefSeq, a predicted model, not a curated record
UGCUCCUGUGUUGUAUUACUGGUCUGUUAUUUCUUAUGCCCAUGCUGCGAAUUGCGCCAGCUUAUGCCAACCUGACAAGCGUUAUCUGAAUGUAAAUAGCACUCAGAGCUGCUCCAAUUGUGCUGCUGGUCCAUCGUAAUAUGUGGGACUCGGCUUGAUGCGUUUCGGGUUUCGCUCAGCUCAAAUUGCUCAGCGCGCGUCGCGACCGGAUGCAGAUGCCGGAUGUUGUGACGCGACUGAUCUGGUCAGCAGUCGGCAUCCAUUGACCGACUCACCAUCACAUUUGCCCGUCCGAGACCUUCUGACCUCACGAGGCGGAUCACACAGUCACACACAAUCAGAUCGAUCGGAAAGAUGCCAGCGUUAUCGAGCGAUCCGCGGAAGUCGAGAUAGUGCCUCCUUUCGCAUUUCACGUGAACCGCAUGCUGGCCUCGCGGUGUCUCUUCUCGGCCAUGGCGUGCGGUUGAGCAGCUCGAAACGCUCGACGGGGCAGACGGAUUCGAACAAACGAGCGCGCGGAAGAUUCUGACAGCUGUCAUGCGUUCAAAGCGCUAUGCAACCUCGCCCCAUUGCGCGUCAUGUGGCUACCUUGGCAAGGUUUCCGAGACAUCGUCUGCGCUGCGGGCGGCUCAGAGGACAUCCAAUUAUGCGAAGCACAGACUGCGGAAGUCUAUGCGAAGUGUUUGGCGGUCGAUCG